GAUAUGUGGCACUCCUGCCUUCCUUUCUGUAAGUGACAACGUUUGUCCUGGCACUUCACGCGCAAGUCAGGGGCGGCGUUCGUUCUGUGAAUGUCCUACCUGUUCCUCAAGGAGAGCUAUCAAUAACACGCACACACGGAUGAUGUCCUUCAACCAAACCACAUCACUCGACGUGGGUCUUGACGUCUGGAGCGAGGACGAGAUCUUCCUGGUGAGUUCCAUUGCGACUACGAUUUGUCUCAGCGUGAUUGCGAGCUUGUGUCUUGUCUUCUUCAUUUGCUCGUGGUAUAUGUCUAGCCUCAUGGAACCCAUGCAUAAUGGCCUCGUCCAUCGAGACAGCAUGGAGGACGACGCUCUCUACGUCGACAUCGUAACCGAAGAGGAAGUCGUGUACGACGACAUUGAGGCCGAGCCGCGGCCGCCUGUGCCCCCGCCGCGCCCCACCUCCGCGCGUUACUUCCCUCCGCAUCUCACGGUGCUCCUGUCGUGGCACCGGCGAGGGUUCGUGACCACUGACCCUAGCAGCAUGCCAAGGGCUGACGCCGAAACCUGGCUGUGGGACGGCCGGCCCUGAGCAUCUCUUCAGGAGUCGAUAUUUGGAGGAGUCUUGCCUUGCCACAACGUUCUAAUAAAUCACCUUGUGUGCU
Penaeus chinensis is the source of this 647-nucleotide messenger RNA. RefSeq lists its product as uncharacterized. The transcript is spliced from 3 exons. The coding region runs from base 140 to 574 and encodes 144 amino acids. The record is from RefSeq and is a predicted model, not a curated record. NCBI's taxonomy places the organism in Eukaryota, Metazoa, Arthropoda, Malacostraca, Decapoda, Penaeidae.